Rubroshorea leprosula is the source of this 1483-nucleotide messenger RNA. The record is from the annotation of a GenBank genome assembly. Lineage: Eukaryota; Viridiplantae; Streptophyta; Magnoliopsida; Malvales; Dipterocarpaceae.
AACUUUCUUCCUCUCUCCUGCAUUUUCUCUCCAUUUCCUUCUCCUUCCUCCCUUUUAUCCUUAAUUUCUUUCUCCCUCAUGGGAGAUCACCGGAGUCAUCAUGGUAAUCUCCGGUCAUCGUCAACAGAUCAUUCCGGUAUCCUCAGUAUCUCGAAAGCUGCAUCAAUUAACAUGUGCAAGGCCUACAAAUCUCUCGUUACCAAUGUCAGCAAAUGGUACCCUGAUAAUCUUAAAAGUUCAUCCCACAAAAGUGAAGAGGAAGGAAAGUUCAAAGAUCUCGACGAGGCAUCUAAGGCUGCUAAUGGAAAAAAGCAAGUGGAGAAAUUUAAAAAUGGUGAGGAUUCAACGGAAGGCUCAGAUCAUCAACGAAGCAUUGAUGAGAACUUCUUUUCACAUCCUUUUUCCCUUGCAAAGAGCUUGAGUAGGAGAAGCCAUACCCCUUCGGCUAGAUCAUCAUAUUCUGGUCCUCUGUCGAAAAGCCAGAGCAGGAAAAGCCCGCAAGAAUCUGACAUCCAUGGUUUAUCAAGAAGCGAAAGUCGAAAUUCCCCUUCCUCUCUUUCAAGAAGCAAUAGUCGAAGAAGCAAGUCAGUAAUUCAAAGGAGGCCAUCAGUAACAGAAAUACCCAGCUUGACGAGGAGUACAAGCAGGAGCACAACCCCUAUUAUGUUUUCUCACACCACAGCACGAAGGAGACCUCCACCAGUCGAGAAAAAACUUGAGUGCACGCUGGAGGAGCUGUGUUAUGGGGGCAUCAAACGGAUCAGGAUCACUAAAGAUGUCAUCUCUGAAGAAGGGUUUAUUGUGCAGGAAGAUGAGACAUUGAUAAUAAAUUUGAAACCAGGAUGGAAAAAUGGAACAAGGGUUACCUUUGAAGGGAAGGGCGAUGAGAAACCUGGCUACCUUCCGGCUGAUAUAAUAUUUGUGAUAGAAGAGCAGAGGCACCCCCUGUUCCGAAGAAAAGGUGAUGAUUUGGAGAUUGCAGUGGAGAUCCCUCUCGUGAUGGCUCUCACAGGCUGCUCGCUCUCGGUACCUCUGUUGGGAGGGAAAAAGAUGAGCUUGUCCUUGGAAGAAAUCACUUAUCCAGGAUACGAGAAGGUCAUUCAAGGCCAAGGCAUGACCAAGGCCAAAGAAGAAGGCAAAAGGGGUGACUUGAGAAUCACUUUUCUAGUCAAAUUUCCCACAGAGUUGACUGAUCAGCAGCGUUCUGAAGCUUAUAGCAUCUUGCAAGAUUGUACUUAUGAUUAGAUGCAAUAUACUCACAAGACAAUGUCUUUUACAAGAGAGCAUUUUAUAGCCAAGUGGAAGAGUUAUGUACGUGGUUCUAAUGCAUUUCAGUUGUAUUUUAUGUUUAGAAGAUGAGUAAGGCAUUUAGUUUAAUCAUUAGUUACUAGUUAAUAUUCAGUAUUAUCAAGCUGCAUUAUGAGUUAUGAGGCCUCAAUUUUGAAUUUCUCCCUAAAAUUCUCCAUAAAGUAUCUAUAUCGCU